Messenger RNA from Striga asiatica, 1047 nucleotides. Lineage: Eukaryota; Viridiplantae; Streptophyta; Magnoliopsida; Lamiales; Orobanchaceae. The record is from the annotation of a GenBank genome assembly.
CCAGAUUCAUCUAUAUCUCUACGUAUAAUUUUGAUGGCUCUUCCAAAUCAACCGACUGCGGAUUGCCCAAGCUUCAAGCUCGUGCUUGUUGGCGAUGGCGGCACAGGGAAAACUACUUUUGUCAAACGCCAUCUUACUGGAGAAUUCGAGAAGAAAUAUGAACCAACAAUUGGUGUAGAAGUUUAUCCACUUGACUUCUUCACAAACUGCGGCAAGAUAAGGUUUUACUGUUGGGACACGGCCGGGCAAGAGAAGUUUGGAGGACUCAGAGAUGGUUAUUAUAUUCAUGGGAAUUGCGCCAUCAUAAUGUUUGAUGUGACGGCACGAAUGACCUACAAGAAUGUCCCCACAUGGCAUCGGGACAUUUGCAGGGUGUGCGAGAAUAUACCGAUUGUGUUGUGUGGGAAUAAGGUGGAUGUCAAGAACAGGCAGGUGAAAGCAAAGCAGGUCACUUUCCAUAGGAAGAAGAAUCUUCAGUACUAUGAGAUCUCCGCCAAAAGCAACUACAACUUUGAGAAGCCCUUUCUGUAUUUGGCUAGAAAACUUGCUGGCGCCCCUGAUUUGUAUUUUGUCGAGUCACCAGCACUUGCUCCCCCAGAAGUUCAAGUUGAUUUGGUCGAACAAUUAAGGCACGAAGAGGAACUGAAAAACGCGAUGAAUCAGCCUCUUCCUGAUGAGGAUGAAGACUUUGCUUGAGGAUACACUUGCAUAAUAAGUUCCCGAAAAUAGUUCUAACAUUAGUAGAGUCCAGGAAUUUGUUGGAUCAGUUGAGCGCUAGAACUUGUUUCUUUUCCAUAUAUAUAUCUAUAUGUAGUUGAUAGGUCCAUUUUGGCUGUGUCCAUUUUGGCUUUGUUCAUAAAAUAGUUUCAAGCAACAUAUUAAUCAUUUAAUCUAAGGUAUUAUUGUGAAACUUUAUGAUAUCAUGUUUGAAUUUUUAUUUUUUAUUUUUUAAUUUUGUUUUGCCAUAGCACCCAAGGCUAUUAUUGUUUAAAUCAUUUGUGUAACCUCAAACUUAUUGUUUUUAAUUUUGCUUUAUGAUAAUCAUUU